GACUUCUCAGUUUCACCUUUUUAGCUUGAUGUCCCCCGUCUGACUUAUUUGCGCACUCUAUUAGUACAUUUGUUUUAGCCAGAGAUGGAGGAGCUCGAAAUUCUUCCCAGAGAUGCGUACCUGCACCCUAUCAGCAUCACCCGCGCCCCCUGCACCAUCCAGUGGUGGUUUUCAACAAAGCGCAAGAAUAUCGACUUUGGCCUGUUUUACCGCCGGGCGCCAGCAGCUGGCGGCUACAGCGACGAUGGCGCAUCCGCACACCUUACGCCGCUCGGAACCAUCGGCAAAGCAGGUGGACUUUCGACCGCCGCAGGCAGCACCACAGUGACCCCAAUACCGACGCCCAAAGUGGCUGGCACAGCAUCGUUCCGCGGCAAAAAGAAUCCCUCAUCGGCGUCUUCCGGCCAGCUGGCCGAGCCGGACGUGCGGACAGCGAACCCGGCCCGAUCACAGAGCGACCUGGCGGCGAAGCAGCGCGGAGGGUAUUUCAAACUGCAGGACAAGAAUGUGACCGAGCUAAUCCCGCUCAAGCACUACGAGUCAUCGAGGUCGACCAUCAAGGGCUCGUGGAACGCGGCCGAGCCCGGCACAUACAUUUUGUAUUUCGACAACUCGUUCUCGAAAAACACCUCCAAGCGGCUCUCUAUGUGCGUUGCCGUCAAGGAGAAGGCAACUGAGGCUACCGAGGACGUCCCAGCUGUGGUUCAGAGCGGAUGGCUGUUGAAGAAGAAGCGCAAGAGAAUGCAGGGGUGGGCCAACCGCUGGUUUUCACUACAGGGUCGCUGGUUGUCGUAUUCGACGACUGAAGGCGGUGUUGUGCGCUCAAAGGUUGACAUUGUUAACGCAGUCGUGUCGAUGUCCAAGGAGGACCGCAUCAUCAUUGUCGAUGGCGACGAAGGAUUCAUGCAGCUGCGUGCCCUCAGCGAUGACGAUUUCAGCUCCUGGGUCACAGCCUUCCAGAAUGUCAAAGACCAGGCAGCUCAGCAUCCAGCGACUGUGACCAUAUCAACAGAUGCCGGAUUCAACAAUUCCACCCAGCUCCGCCCGUCUGUUACCUGCAAUACCGUCCCGCCGGCAGCGACUGGCGGUGUGAAGGCAGACAGCCGGCAUUUGCAGCUGCUGCAGGCCAGCAUGGAUGAUUCUAUCAGCCAGCUGCAGAGGCUGGCUAAUAAUGUCGGCAGCAUUCCAGUCGCAACAUUCCAGAGCCAGGCGCUCAUGUACCUGCGUCUGCUCAAGGACAACGCCAGCAUCCUGAUUCACCACCUGUCUGACCACGAGGUGGCAGUGCAACAGCAGGAGCAGUCGGACCGCCAGGACAGCCAAUCCCAGAUGCCAAAUCUCUUUGUGUGCAGAGAUACCGGAUCCGCACCACCCACCAUCGCGCACACAGACUCGCGCAUGUCGUUCCUGUCUGCCUCCGGGUCCGACAUAUUUUAUGAUACAAACGAGGUUCUGGAGGUUGCACACGAGGAUCUCAAGCUGUCGCCGUCACCCAAGUUGUCGCCAACAGACGCCCCAGCUUUUGAGUCACCUGUUGCUGGCAAGAUCCCCGCCAUCACUACCAAUGGAAGCCCGAGGUCCACCAUCAGAUGGCGGCACACCUACGACGAUGCCGACAGCAUCAGCGACAGCGACAAUGACGACGCGUUCUAUGGAGACAGCGCAAACCACAGCAGCACCAACCGCAAUAUCCGCAUGCACCGCGAUCUGAUCCGCGACCCCGAUUUUGUCGAGGCCAUGCCGCGCCCAUCGACAUCUGAGCCAUACCCUGCAUCUCCUUUGAAACAGGAUCAGGAUACGGAAUACACGGAUCUUGACAAUAGGCCCGAGGUUACGCUGGACCGUGUCAAGGACCAAAUUGUUGGCCACGAGCCACGCACAGAGCUCCCGGCGAUAAUGUGCGAGGCGAACGUCAGUCUGAUCUCAAUUCUGCGCAAGAACGUCGGCAAGGACCUGACCAGCAUUGCGAUGCCGCUGGUUAUGAAUGAGCCCAUCAACGCGCUACAGGCGCUUCGCAUUUUAGCCAGGGCCGACGAGAUGGGCGACAGUAUUGAUCGACUGAUGUAUGUUGCAGCUUUCGCUAUCAGUACACUGUCAUCAAAGAAGCACCGCGCUGAGCGCAAGCCCUUCAACCCGCUUUUGGGCGAGACGUAUGAGAAAGUCGAUCCGCACAUGGGCUUCCGCUUUGUGUCUGAGAAGGUCUCGCACCACCCACCGGUCAUGGCCUGCUACGCAGACUCGCCCAACUACCGUUUCUGGCAAGAUUCGUCGGGCAAGAGCAAGUUCUGGGGUAAGUCGAUGGAAAUGAUCCAGACGUCGAACGUGCACAUUGAGCUGCUGAAACACGGCGAUCAUUUUACAUACGGCAAGCCCUCAGCGUUGGAGGGCGGCAUGUUCAGCUCGUCCAACGACAUGGUUGAGUGCCACCUGCACCGCAAAGGGGACGACAAGGUUGACCGCGUUUUGCGCGGCAACUGGCCAACGCAGCUGCGGCACGAAAAGUCCACCACAAAAUCCAAGCAUGAGUUGGAGGAGGCACAGCGGGAGCGCAAGCGCGAGCGGGACGCCAAGGGCGAGGAAUGGAAGGACAAAAUGUACAGCGAGACAGGCAGGUCGUGGCAAUACAAAGGCGGGUAUUGGGAUGACCGUGCAAACCACACGUUUGAUCCUGCCGCCAAGCUGUGGUAAUAUCCAUCUGCUUUCUGUGAAUUCCUUUAAUAGAUUCAUUAAUUCAAGCUGGG
This is a messenger RNA of Linderina pennispora, 2741 nucleotides long. RefSeq lists its product as uncharacterized. Gene Ontology annotation, cellular component: plasma membrane; cytosol; perinuclear endoplasmic reticulum. The transcript is spliced from 8 exons. The record is from RefSeq and is a predicted model, not a curated record. NCBI's taxonomy places the organism in Eukaryota, Fungi, Kickxellomycota, Kickxellomycetes, Kickxellales, Kickxellaceae. Gene Ontology annotation, biological process: maintenance of cell polarity; exocytosis; ER to Golgi ceramide transport. Gene Ontology annotation, molecular function: sterol binding. Bases 85 to 2688 code for a protein of 867 amino acids.